GGAUCGGUAUUUAGUGUCGGCUCGUGUUCUCGUGUUCUCUACCUUUUGUGUUGACUUUCCUUGUGCGCGUUAACGCCACCGCGUUGCAUUCCGCAAACGAGCCAUGUGCAAUGACCGGAGCCGUUAAAGAAAUAAGUAGGUGCGAUCGUUGAAGUUCCCUGGCACAACACAACCAUGGUGGUGGCUGCAAGUUGGUGGCGGAUGACGAGCGCGAGCGGGUAGUUGACUUCAUCACUUUUGGGAGGAUGGCUGCGUGCGGAUAGCGGCGCCGUUAUUACCCGCCCCCCCCACCGGACGUGCGGCGUGAGCUUAGAUGGAAAGUUGAAAGUGGAGCUGCGGGAGAAACGGGUGUCUCCGCCCAGAGGGACGAGGAGAGGAUGAGGAGCGUGACGACGCGGUCCCCGCGGGCGUCCGAGUAGCCGCGGCGCAACCGGCAACCGGUUGAUUGCGUUAGUCCCCCCGUAAAGACGCGAGUUAGAUGCGCUCAAAGCGGGGAGGGGAACAAUGGGAGUAGCGGCAUUUGGGCUGUAGCGUCGAGGCUCCGCCGGCGCUUGCGACCGCCCUCACCAGUCCUCCCAGUCAGGUGAAAACCCUCCCCAGUCUGCACAUUGUUUCUGUCUGUUUGCGGAGACAUGACUCGGGUCUGCGCGGAUUUUGAGCGGCUCCCGACACGUUGCGCCGUUUCCCUCUGAAGUUUCUUGUUGGACACUGUUCUACUUUGCUGCUGGAAGGCAGAGCAGCCCUGCUCCGCCUGCGACGCAGUGACAGACGGACGGAUCGACUGCCCCGUGGAGCGUUUUGCUCUUCAUGGAUGCCCGGGUGGCCCUGCUGCACCUAUGGACAGCCGUUGUCCUCCUGGCAGCUGAGCGGAUUGAUGCAGAGGUCUACACCAACACGUGGGCUGUCCAGAUCAACGGGGGGCCGGAGGAGGCAAAUCGCAUCGCCGGGGAACACGGCUUCGUCAACCUCGGCAAUGUUUUUGGAGAUUAUUAUCACUUCAGGCAUCACGCUGUGGAGAAAAGAGCUUUGUCUGGCCACCAGGGGAUGCACAUCAGACUGCAACAAGAACCACAGGUUCACUACUCCUUGUUUGGAUCUCAUAAAGUUUUAUGAUAUCGAGGCGCGGCAGCAAUGUUGGUUUGCUCGUCCAAGAUUUAUAGUGCUGUACCUCUCCAUCUGCAGGAAAGCACUGCACAGACAUUUACUGGUUGUGUCUCCCGACUUCAAAGUCAUGUGGACGGAGCAGCAAGUAGUGAGGAAAAGGACGAGGAGGGACGUCUUCGAAGACCCAACAGACCCAGAUUUCCCUAAGCAGUGGUACCUGUCCGCCCCGACGCAUCAAGACCUGAACACCAAAGUCGCCUGGGCCCAAGGCUACACAGGGAAAGGCGUGGUAGUCACCAUCCUGGACGACGGCAUUGAGAAGGACCACCCCGACCUCGUCAGCAACUAUGAUCCUGAGGCCAGCUACGAUGUCAACGACGGGGACAGCGACCCCCAGCCACGAUACACGCAGCGGAAUGAGAACAGACACGGAACCCGCUGUGCAGGAGAGGUCGCGGCGGCAGCCAACAACGGCGUGUGCGGCAUAGGUGUGGCCUUUAAUGCCAGAAUUGGAGGAGUGCGCAUGUUGGACGGGGAGGUGACAGACGUGGUGGAGGCCCACUCGCUUAGCCUCAACCCGCAGCACGUCCACAUAUACAGCGCCAGCUGGGGGCCCGAGGACGACGGCAAAUCGCUGGACGGCCCGGCCAAGCUGGCGAAGGAGGCCUUUCUGCAGGGAAUCACCAAGGGACGCGGCGGCCUGGGAUCCAUCUUCGUGUGGGCCUCGGGGAACGGGGGUCGGGAGCAGGACAACUGCAACUGCGACGGCUACACCAACAGCAUCUACACCCUGUCCAUCAGCAGCACCACGCAGUCGGGCAGCGUGCCGUGGUACAGCGAGCCCUGCUCCUCCACCCUCGCCACCACCUUCAGCUCCGGAAACCCUGGGGACAAGCAGAUAGUGACCACCGACCUGAGGCAGAAAUGCACCGACUCUCACACGGGGACGUCGGCCUCGGCCCCGCUGGCUGCUGGGAUCAUCGCGUUGGCCCUCGAGGCCAACAUGAACCUGACCUGGAGGGACAUGCAGCAUCUGGCGGUGAGGACCGCCCGGCCCGGACGGCUCAGCGCCGGUGACUGGAGGACCAACGGGGUGGGACGCAGAGUGAGUCAUUCGUACGGCUACGGGCUCCUGGAUGCCGGCGCGAUGGUGGCUUUGGCACAAAACUGGACGGCGGUGGGGCCACAGCACCAGUGUGCUCACACCAUGCUGGCAGAGGCUCGAGACAUCGGGAACAAGCUGGUGUUCAGCAAGAGCGUGGACGCCUGCUGGGGACGACCGGAGUACGUCAGCGCCCUGGAACACGUUCAGGCUCGGCUCACUCUCUCCUACAGCCAGAGAGGGAAAUUGGCCAUUCAUCUCAUCAGCCCACUGGGCACGCGCUCCACCCUGCUGUUCCCCAGGCCCAAUGACUUUUCCUCUGAGGGAUUUAACGACUGGGCUUUCAUGACGACCCAUUCGUGGGACGAAGACCCUCAAGGAGAGUGGACCGUGGAAAUAGAAAACGUGGCUCCUAAUGGGCGGGAUUAUGGUGUGUUGAGUCAGUUCACCCUCAUCUUGUGGGGCACCGGACCCAGCGCCAUCAACCCCUCGUCCUCUGACUUCCCUCGACCGUCCAACAACAGCUGCAAGACCUUCGAUGCGCAGCAGAUCUGCAUCGAGUGCAGCCCCGGCUUCUCCCUCUUCCUUCAGGGCUGUGUGAAGUUGUGUCCCCCGGGCUUCACCUCCGGGCCACAGCUCCUUAACCUCUCCCUGGAGAACUGGGUGGACCUGUCCUCCAUCCAAGCCUGUCUGUCCUGCCACGCUGCCUGCCUCACCUGCUCCGGCACCGGGCCCACGGACUGCCUGUCCUGCCCGCCUCACAGCCACCUGGUCCUCACCUCCUGUCUGCACCAAAACCAGGUCCAGAGAAAGUCCCCGCUCGCUGGGACGCUCCAUGGCAGCCGGGCCCAGCAGCCGGGGGGGGUCCCAGCAGCGGCCGACAGCGGGGGAGAGGGACCCCUGGGAGUCGGAGCGGCUCCAUCCACUCAGCUGCCGGCCAUCGUGGCGGUGCUCAGCUGUGCCCUCAUCCUGGCCUCCUUCGCCGGCGUCUUCCUCCUGCUGCAGAUGCGCUCCGGCGGCGCCGCUUUAGGCUGGAGGACCAAGCUCCCCUCCGUGUACUCGGAGAUGAGGGGCGUGCGGGUGGGCUUCGGCUUUGGCUUCGGCCAAGGACGGGAGCGGAAGGCGCGGAUAUGCUACAAGGGGAUCCCCACCGUGUGGGGGGACGAGGACGUGAUCGCCUACGAGUCUGAAUCAGACAGCGAGGAGGUGGACGGUCACAGCGAGAGGACAGCGUUCAUCAAGACUCAGAGCUCGAUCUAGUUGAACUGGCAUCGACUGCAGUAAUGCCGUCAGACCCGAGUGUGUGAAGGAGAGUCACACAGGCCUUAAUGUCCCAUGAGCACGCAUCCAAAUGCAUUCAAGAGUUAACCAUUUGCUGUCUGUGUAUUUAUUUACCUUUAUUAAUUUAUCUUACAUUAAUAUUUUGAUGUUGUAUGUUACAUCAUUUGUCUAUUUUGUCACACAUUUGAAGUGUUAGGUUUUUUUUUAAGUCUACCUUUUAAUGAGCAGCUUCCCCAAACUUGGAGCUGCUUAAGCCAGUUAACCUUCAGUUUAGUGUUGACACAAAGAAAAAAAGACACUGCAGCACUGAGACUACCUGACUUGUAGUCAGUAUGAGUGGUAUGGCUUCAGCCAAAAAAAAUCCCUUUCAUUCUCUAUACGUCUCGCUCGUUCCCAGCAGCGCAGGUUGUCUAAUAAUUUGGCUUUGUUCCGUUUCUUCCCCCCCCAUUCCUGGCAGAUCGUGCGCCAGAGGUCACGAAGUUGUUCAUUAAUAGUAAGAAAACUGUAAAUUGAAGCGCUCUGCGGCGCGCUGGGACAGCAUGAUAAAACAUCCUUCAGGCUGUUUGAUAAUCAGGAAGCUGUGGAAGAGGCUCCGUUUCCAAUCAAGCCACAGUGGGAAUUGGCUCUGCAGCACAGGCAAAGCGGAUACAUCAGUCACAAAAAUCCCAUUGACUCGUAGCGGAGCAACGAGUAAAAUAAAAAACACUUAGCCCAAAGCUGCUUGGUUGACCUUUACAACAGGUCCCUCCAUGGUUGCUGCUGGUAGGGAAGAAGAUCAUUUUCUCUUCAUCUUCUCCACAGAGCAUCUAUUGAUUUUUUUGGGGGGGGGGUUCGCUCCCUCUCCACUGUGAGCACCACACUUGGAAAAACAAAUACACACUUUGUUUGCCAUCUAUACCAGUGUGGACUGUGCACGGUCACAGGAAUGUAUGGAGGGAGAUCUUGUAUUGCAUUGUUUUAUAUCCUUUUUUAUUUAACCUGACAGUGGACGCUGGCGUGGAGAUCAGCUUUGUGCUGAAAUAAAAUGGGUUUUGGCUGUUGCAUUAA
Betta splendens (Siamese fighting fish) is the source of this 4534-nucleotide messenger RNA. RefSeq names its product furin (paired basic amino acid cleaving enzyme) b (gene furinb). Gene Ontology annotation, molecular function: serine-type endopeptidase activity. The coding region runs from base 812 to 3466 and encodes 884 amino acids. Gene Ontology annotation, cellular component: trans-Golgi network; Golgi membrane. Gene Ontology annotation, biological process: peptide hormone processing. The record is from RefSeq and is a predicted model, not a curated record. NCBI's taxonomy places the organism in Eukaryota, Metazoa, Chordata, Actinopteri, Anabantiformes, Osphronemidae. The transcript has 17 exons.